AUGGUUGGCCUCCAGCACCCGUUCCAAUGUCUGCGAUAUGUCAACAGGCAGCCAGCUGGCCUGUCGGAUAUCCUCGUGGCCACCGCUGGUCGCAAUCUCUUUUCAUUGGAUGUGACUAGUGGGCAGCGCUUGGAUGUGUGGCCUGAGCCUGUAAAUGAAACCUCGGCCGGAGAAACCUCUGGCGCAACCCCAGCAUCCGAAGGCCAAGGCCCACCAGAGAAGCGCAGAAAGCUCUCUUCACCUGCUGGUGAUGAAAAGGAUGCAGAACAAGACGCAAAGCCCGAGUCUGAGGCUAAGUCCAAAGAUUCGAAGAAGGAUUCGAAGAAAGAGGAAUCCAAUUUAUGGACCAACAUUCCACUUGUGGCCGUCGCCCAAAGCAAAUAUGUAAUUAUCAUGACUGCUGAGGACAAGUGUGUUCGAGUUCUUAGUCUGGCCGAAGAUGGAAAACUUCAGCAAUUGAGUGCUCGUACAAUGCCCAAGAAACUGAGUGCACUUACUCUGACACCUGACGAGAGCACCAUUCUGGUCGGUGAUAAGUUCGGAGAUGUGUAUGCUUUCCCACUCAUUCCCAGUGAAAACUAUGUGAGGUCUCAACCGCAGGCAAAGGCCUAUGAGCCAGCUGCCACAAACCUUACAGUGCACACAAAACGCAAUCUGGAAUCCCUGGAGCAGCAGAUGAAACAGGCCGCAUUGGCUAAAGCCAACCCGGAAGAACGAGUCGCACUGAACUUUGAGCAUCAGCUCAUCAUCGGCCAUGUCUCGCUUUUGACAAACUUGAUCUCUGUUUCGCGACCUGCAGACUCGACUGUCGGUGCACGGAACUACAUUCUGACUGCAGACCGCGAUGAGCACAUCCGCGUGUCUCGUGGUGUUCCCCAGGCUCAUGUCAUUGAGCAAUUCUGCUUUGGUCACACUUCAUUUGUGAGCAGCUUGUGCGUUCCUUCUUGGGAGCCCAGGGUUCUCGUCUCUGGUGGUGGUGAUGACCAUCUGCUCGUAUGGGACUGGCUUGAGAACAAGAUCUUACAGAAGGUCCAGCUCCCCGAGUCCGAGACAGACCUCACAGUCAGCGGUAUCUGGGAUGUCUCGUUCAGUCCUGCAGCAGGUGAUGCGGCUUCCGUCAGAACCAUUUUCGUUUCAUUGGAAGGAUCCGCACAACUUCUUUGUUUCUCUCUUGAAAAUGGCACCUUGGCCCUCAAGCAGACUCUCGAGCUCUGUGGGAAUGUCCUUGAUCUGGCUGCCAUCGAUUCAAAGGGCUCCAUCGUUGUAUCCGUGGAUACACUGCGUCAACCCAACUCCACUACUGUCUGGAAAUCGAUUUCCCAGCCCCCUCUCGAGACUUUCCGGGUCAGUGCCGGCAAAUGGGCUCCAAUUGAAGACUCUUCGGUUCUCAAUAUCAAUGAUGAGGGCACUUCAAGUGUGCCUGAGGCGUUGGAGCAGAAGAAACAAGUCGAGCUCAAUGAUGCAGUGUACGGUCUGUCCAAGCUGCGUAAGAGAGAUGGAAGCGAUGACUAA
Penicillium salamii is the source of this 1512-nucleotide messenger RNA. The record is from the annotation of a GenBank genome assembly. NCBI's taxonomy places the organism in Eukaryota, Fungi, Ascomycota, Eurotiomycetes, Eurotiales, Aspergillaceae.